GAAUUUGUACAAACAUACAUAACGAUAACUGUUUACGAUAAACGUUCGACAGUUGCAGACGUUUGUAAAUGGGAAAACUGGCACGCAUUUUCCUUUAACGUGGAACCACCCUGACGGAGCGGAGUCGCGGGGGCCGGGGCUGCGUACGUCGGCCGGGGGCGAGGGGGCGCGAGGGAGGGCCCGGCGGGUGGCGCGCGCUGGCCCCAGUGCCCCCCGGACGCAGCGGCGGCGCGACGCCUCCCCGACGCCUGCACCCGCGACAUGCGGCGUUGACCCUGUCUCCCGCCACCCGACAACCACCGCCGUAUACAUGGACAACUCUUGCCUCCUUGACCUCCUCAUCAGGUGCUUCGCUAUGACCGAGCCCGAGGACCUCAACUUCACAGCGUUCACGGACCUGUGUCGGUUGUGCUCCUUGAAGAGCGGCCCCCGGCUGCAUAUCUUCGACAAGGAGUCCGAGCAGCGUCAGAUCCUGUUCAAGCUCAGGACCUGCUUACCAACUAUGCAGAUAUCGAAGGACGACUUCCUGCCGAAAAAAAUCUGCGAGCGAUGCGUGACGCGGCUGGAGCAGCUGUACGAGUGGCGUCAGAGCUGCCUCAGCACCGACUCCGUGCUCCGGAACUAUGCGGAGUCCAUGCGGAUCGUCACUUCUACUAUCAACUUCCAAGACGGCACGGUGAACAUGGACAAAAUGACAGAAGCUCAAAAAACAGCAUACCUUGAGGCUCACGUAGCUGUACAACAGCACAUGGCGCAAGCCGCGGCAGCUGCUCGCCGCGAACAACAACAGCAGCAGCAACAACAACAACAACAGCAGCAGCAGCAGCAGCAACAGCAACAGCAGCAGCAACAACAACAACAGCAGCAGCAGCAGCAACAGCAGCAACAACAGCAGCAACAACAGCAGCAACAACACUACGCGAAUAUCAACUCGCCAAUCAAGGUGCCGCAAGUCAGUUCCAGCACUGGCGGGCCUGACAGCACUUUCACGGUGCCCGAUGACGUCGGCAUGGGCUUUGAAGGAGGCGUGAGAGUCCUGCAGAGUCUCGGCAAUUGGUCACCAGAAGUAACAAACAACAUACCAAGACCAAAUCUGAUACCGUUCACGGAACCGUACGCGGAAGGUGGAUCUAUGCACCCGGGGACUAGAUUAAAAGCGUUACAAGGUACACCAGUUAGGAAACACCCGGCUAUUAAACCUACCAGCUCUACAAACGAAGGUAGCAAAGCGUUUGAAUGCACUGUCUGCGGGAAAGGUCUUGCUCGUAAAGACAAACUAACGAUACACAUGAGAAUUCACACAGGCGAGAAACCAUACGUUUGUGAAGUGUGCAACAAGGCCUUUGCUCGUCGCGACAAAUUGGUGCUCCACAUGAACAAGUUGAAACACAUAACGCCGUCAAACAUAGCACCGUUGGGCAAACGCCAGAUCGCUAUACCACCUUUAAAACUAGAUGAUGUGAAACCUCAACUGCCAAAACAAGAGGAUACGAAGCCGAGUCAAGCGGAGAUCGCGGCGGCAGCGGCAGCGCAACAGCAGCAACAGCAACAGCAACAACAGCAUUCACACCAGCAGCCAAUUCAGGUCUGCCAGGUACCUGGACACAACUUUACGAAUACGAAUCUAGUUCAUACAAGUGCAGCAAGCGCGGCGGUGGCAGCAGCGACGGCAGGGAUGGUGGUGUCGUGGUCGUGCGAGCUCUGUGGUCGGCUGUUCGCCACGAGGGACGAGUGGAGCGCGCAUGCCAAGUCGCACUUACCAGACAACAAGCUGCUGCAGGAUAAGAUGCAACAAGCCACACAGCACCAACAGCAAGAAAAGGUCCAUUUAUCAAACCAGGAGAAACUACAACUUCUGCACCAUCACAAUCAGAAUCAGCAGAUACUCAAUGGACACAGUAUAGCCACUGCAUCCGUGUCGACCGCGACGGUCGUGAACGAGAGUGGGGGUGGAGGCGGUGGUGGCGCGUACUUCACCCACGGUCACACACACUACGCCCCGGAGCGGCAGCACACGCAUGCGCACCACCUGUGUCUCAUGUGUAGACAGGAGUUCGCAGGCAAGGCCGAGUUCAUGUUCCAUGUGAGAGGGCACUUCGAAGGUAAAGUGAGCGACAUCGCGGCCGCCGACGUGCUGGCCAGGUCCUUGGUGGACAACUCGGGCCUGUGCACCUGAGCCACGCCCGCGCCCCUCAGCGCGUUCCCAACAGAUGCCUGCGGCAAGGGCGUCUUCCAAGAUGAUACGAUCAUGUUGAAGUUCUAAAACUAUUCUUAUAUGUGACAUUACAACGAAUCACCGAUAAAUAGUGUUUCUACAAUUAAGAGGAAUAUUUGCUAUUAGGAUACGUCCGAUGAAAAAUAGUUUUAUGCUCAACAUUCAACAUUAAUAAAGAAAAUCCUAUUAGAAGUGUUUAUAAUGUUAAAACAAAUUCUAAGAGUAAUCGGUAUACGGUAAUAUUAUCUAAGGUUGAACUCGGAUAGGUAACCGCGCUGGUCGUCGAUGUGAAUUUGACUAUUUCAAUACAAAAUUUAAACGUGACAUCUUGAAAUUAUGAUAUUAAAACACAUGCUGCAAAUAAAUUUCAGUCUUACUUAAAAAUAAUACAAUAUUUUUGUAAAAUAUAAAUAAGUUAUCGGUGAUCAAAUGUAUUAAUUAAAAGUCGUUUCGGAAUGGAAAUUAACAGUAAUGCCACAUAAACUUCUUGGUUACGCACGAUGUCGUCUGACAAAAAGUAGGUACUUUAACAUUUUAUUUCUGCGUCAAAAUUUACACGGAAUCAUCAAGGAUACCUACUGUUAACAUUCAUUGUAUAGAAGUUUUAUUUUUAUAUAUUUUCUCUUAUUAUUUUAGGCUCUACCUACUUAUAUUUUUUAUCAACGCACAACAUUUAGGCCAUAAUUUAUUCAGUUUUUCGACUACCCAUAAUACUUUCGCGGUCGUAAAUUGCGCAAGUUCACAUAAUCUAAUUUUUUUAGAGACUCUUUUGGGUGUAACUAAAAUACUAUGUUAAAAUUUGCACGCCCUUUGAACCAGUAGAAAGCAUUAAAGAUUUCGUUUUCUACUACCGGAAGUUAAACUACGAUAGAGGAAACUCCUAUUUUUUUAUUGAGAAAUAACAGUGUCACUUUUCAUCUUCCAUUAUAUUAUAUCUGUUAAUAAAAAAAAUAGUUAUAUUUGGGCGUAAGAUGAUGAACUUCAUUUGUAUUGCGAAGAUACAUAAUCAUAGUGUAGGACGUACACGUAAGUAUACGAACCUAUAAGCAUUAGCUAAUGCUUACCUACCCCCAGUGCGGUAAAAUAAAAUAAUUAUCUUUUUAUUUCCAAGUCGUCAUUGGCCGGCAAUAAAAAAACAAUAUUGUUAUAAAUUCUACUAAAAUGCUUUCUUUAUCGCACUAGUAAAUAUUAAGGUCGUGAUUUUGAUAAUAAUUACGAGAUUCUUUAGUAAGAUUGCAAUAUCGCAAUAUUGGUUUCUAAGUGGUUUCAGUUUUCAAGAAGCUUCUUAGAUCUUCGCAAAAAUAAAAUUCAAGAUCCUACGCCGACCCAAUGUUAUGAUUAAUGGGUAUUUCCAAAUUACAGUAACAUUCCACGAAAACAAUACGAAUAUGAAAAUGAAUACGCUUCUACAAGGGACUUCGUUUUGUAUAACAUAUUACACUCAAAAUUAAAUAAUAUAUUAUAGAUAGUGCUUCAUUUAUUUUUAAGUAGAUAUGCUAGAUAAAUAUAAAAGUAUAAAAUCGAGUUCGGUGUAUAUAUAGAAGGAAAAAACGUUUAUUAGAAUCCAAAGUUGGUCGCUUUAUUUCCAUUAAUAUAAGAUUAUAGCUAUAAUGAAAAGGGAUGAGUGGGUACUAGUCAUUUGUAUUAUAUCUAGUCAUUAAUCUAGUCCGUAUCUAGAAUUAAAAUAAUUUAUAAUAGAUCAUGUAUUUUUAUACUUAAUUGUAACUGUCCAGUUUAUGUAAAUUACGAUAAGAUUCAAUGACGUGUUGACUAACAUACUGGGACCGUAAAUAUUUUUAUCCACAUUGAUAUUGCGACAGUUUAAUUACAAUAAACUUAAUUUGCAAUGAUCAUCUUACGGGAAAUACUAGUCAGAAUAUUCAUUUGCCACAUUUAUAACUGAACAUAAGGUAUUACUAAAGAAAAGUAUUUUUUUUUUUUUGUAAUACCUGAAGCAAUUAGUUACAAGGUUUUUAAUAAUCGUUGCAAUUUUCAAUAAGAGAUAAAAUAUGUGUAACACUGAUAAUAACAUAAUAGAUCAUAACCUGUAACAGAAAUCUGUUACACAACUAAAUAGUUCCAAUUAAAAAAAAAAUUGCUUUUCUACAACAAAUAUUUUCCUUUCCUUAAUAUUUUGGUAAUUGAGUAGGAUCAGUUAUACUCAAUCUGAGUCACUCAGCUUUUGCAAGUGGAUUACCAGACUUAAAAAUAUUAUCUUUACACCCAUAGCAACACAUCAGUGCAAACUUAUUAUUGGAGUAUUUUGUAUAAAUAUACUUACAGACAGACGGACUAAAAUCCUUAAACCUUGUUUUGCCUUCUGUUGCUCUAAUAAAAACCCAUGUUAGUUUUUCUUUGAUAACUUUAAUAUGUAAAGAUUAUGUUAUUAUCAGAGAUUAUUAAUUUAAUAACAGAUUUGAAGUCAGAAAAUCAAAUCGAUUUUUAAAUGCGAUAAAAUCAUGUAUCAUUUCAAAAUCCAAUUUGAUGUAAAAAUAUACAAAUACUUACCUAAUAGCUUAGAAUUAAUUUUGGAUGGAUAGAUUUGGUAA
This is a messenger RNA of Manduca sexta (tobacco hornworm), 4764 nucleotides long. RefSeq names its product zinc finger and BTB domain-containing protein 24. Lineage: Eukaryota; Metazoa; Arthropoda; Insecta; Lepidoptera; Sphingidae. Gene Ontology annotation, cellular component: nucleus. The transcript has 10 exons. Bases 311 to 2176 code for a protein of 621 amino acids. Gene Ontology annotation, biological process: regulation of transcription by RNA polymerase II. Gene Ontology annotation, molecular function: RNA polymerase II cis-regulatory region sequence-specific DNA binding; zinc ion binding; DNA-binding transcription factor activity. The record is from RefSeq and is a predicted model, not a curated record.